AUCACAACAACAACUACUAUUAUUAGAAGGUCGAAAAUUCUAACACAGGAUGCAGCAUUCAUUGACUCUCUUCCUCUCCUUCACCCUUCUUACGUCGACCGUGUUCCCUGCAUUUUUCAGCUGAAACUCCUCACACCCAUCUCUGAUUUCACCUCCAGAUUCCAAACUAAGACCUUAGACACAAAAAAGAACGCAACUUGCAACUACCCAGACUUCGAUUCUGCCUCAUCUUCCAAGUCCAAAGUGGUUCCUUUUUGUUUUCGGUUGGUCAACGAGGUCAAGAUGCUGCUGAGCUUCAAGGGUAUCAUGUAGAUCGAAUAGGACACAAAGGGGUGCGUGAAUUAGUGAAUCAAUUGGUUUAUGACUUGAUUAUUACGAAGCUGUAGGUGAAGAUUAGUGUGGGAAACGUGGAGAUGGUGACUUCAACUUGCAAGGGUUCUUUUCUUGUUUGUGCAAUUUUGCUGCUUGAUUUGGUGCUUAAGGUCGCUGGCAAUGCAGAAGGUGAUGCCCUAAAUGCAUUGAAGAGCAACUUACAAGAUCCUAACAAUGUUCUUCAAAGCUGGGAUGCCACCCUUGUCAAUCCAUGCACAUGGUUUCAUGUUACAUGCAAUAGUGAUAAUAGUGUGACCCGUGUUGAUCUUGGAAAUGCAGAUCUAUCGGGUACAUUGGUUCCAAACCUUGGUAAUCUACCAAAUUUACAGUACCUGGAGCUUUAUAGUAAUAAUAUAACUGGAAAAAUCCCAGACGAGCUCGGAAAUUUGACAAACUUGGUGAGCUUGGAUCUUUACUUGAAUGUGCUAACUGGUCCAAUACCAGCUACAUUGGGCAAGCUUAGUAAUCUACGCUUCCUGCGUCUCAACAAUAACACCUUGUCAGGAGGCAUUCCCAUGUCUUUGACCGGGAUCAAUUCACUGCAAGUUCUUGAUCUCUCAAACAACCAGCUAAAAGGAACUGUGCCAGUCAAUGGUUCAUUUUCAUUGUUUACUCCGAUCAGUUAUCAAAAUAAUCCUGGCUUGAUACAACCAAAGAAUGCUCCUUCUGCGCCAUUAUCUCCUCCAUCAGCACCUUCUUCAGGUAACAGUGCUACUGGAGCUAUUGCUGGAGGAGUUGCUGCAGGUGCUGCUUUGUUGUUUGCAGCCCCUGCUAUCGCACUUGCAUAUUGGCGAAGAAGGAAGCCUCAGGAUCAUUUCUUUGAUGUCCCUGCUGAGGAGGAUCCUGAAGUUCACCUAGGCCAGCUUAAAAGGUUUUCGCUGCGUGAGCUGCAAGUUGCAACAGAUAACUUUAGUAACAAACAUAUUCUUGGUAGAGGUGGAUUUGGGAAGGUAUAUAAAGGGCGUUUAGCUGAUGGUAGUCUUGUAGCAGUAAAAAGGCUGAAAGAGGAGCGCACACAGGGUGGGGAGCUGCAAUUUCAAACAGAAGUGGAAAUGAUCAGCAUGGCCGUGCAUCGCAAUUUGCUUCGGCUCCGUGGUUUUUGCAUGACACCUACUGAACGGUUGCUUGUGUAUCCUUUCAUGGUUAACGGAAGUGUGGCAUCAUGUUUACGAGAACGUAAUGAAUCUCAACCGCCACUUGACUGGCCAAUACGCAAGCGUAUUGCAUUGGGAGCUGCUAGGGGGCUUGCUUAUUUGCACGACCAUUGUGACCCUAAGAUUAUUCAUCGUGAUGUCAAAGCUGCAAAUAUAUUAUUGGAUGAAGAAUUUGAAGCAGUUGUUGGAGAUUUUGGCUUAGCGAAACUUAUGGAUUACAAAGAUACUCAUGUUACCACUGCUGUACGUGGUACAAUUGGGCAUAUAGCACCAGAGUACCUCUCAACUGGGAAGUCAUCAGAGAAGACAGAUGUUUUUGGAUACGGUGUGAUGCUUCUUGAACUAAUAACCGGGCAGAGGGCUUUCGAUCUGGCUCGACUUGCCAAUGAUGAUGAUGUCAUGUUGCUUGAUUGGGUUAAAGGGCUUCUUAAAGACAAGAAGUUGGAAACACUGGUUGACGCGGAUCUGCAGGGCAAUUAUAACGAUGAGGAGGUAGAGCAGCUAAUCCAAGUAGCGUUGCUAUGCACACAAGGCUCCCCUAUGGAAAGACCGAAGAUGUCCGAGGUGGUUAGAAUGCUAGAAGGCGACGGUUUGGCCGAAAAAUGGGAGCAGUGGCAGAAAGAGGAGAUGUUCCGUCAAGAUUUUAACCACAUCCAUCAUCCCAAUGCAAAUUGGAUAGUAGACUCUACUUCUCACAUCCAAGCAGAUGAACUAUCUGGUCCUAGAUGAUCCUUUUCAACAUUCAGAAGGCAGCAGAAGGAUACCAAAAUCCUGCACUGACAAUGCUUUUUCUGUUGGAAAAUAGAUACACUUCUGAUUUGUGCAUAAUGAUUUUCUUCACCCUUUCUUUUUCAUCCUUUUUGAAAUUAUGUUAAUGUUAAGAAAACAUGCCCCAUUGAUCAUAUGUUGUGAUUAUUAAAAGAAAGAAGAAAUUUGUUGUAAUUUCAGUUGGGUUGUCAUGUUGCAGGAUAAAGUGUGGCCCAACAAGCAAACCACCACUUUUGUCAAUGUAUGUAUGAGAAAAUUAGUAUAGAUCUUUAUGGAAAUAAAUACAAUUCUGUUAUCGUUCUCA
Molecule: messenger RNA, 2598 nt
Organism: Arachis stenosperma
Lineage: Eukaryota; Viridiplantae; Streptophyta; Magnoliopsida; Fabales; Fabaceae
Product: BRASSINOSTEROID INSENSITIVE 1-associated receptor kinase 1-like
Exons: 11
Coding region: 414-2255 (613 amino acids)
Biological process (GO): protein phosphorylation
Molecular function (GO): protein binding; ATP binding; protein kinase activity
Source: RefSeq, a predicted model, not a curated record